AUGCUGUUUAAAAAGGUUUUUCCUGCUCUGUAUUUUUGGAAUUUGUGGCACAUCACUUUUAACACACAUGGACUCAAAGUUCUUUUAAGGACGCAGUUGUUGAGCUAUUCAGAUUCUACACAGCUUAAAAAUUGGACGCCUUUCUCCAAGAUCCCAUUCAUACCAAAACUUCUUUAAAAAGUAGUGGAAGAACAGUUAAUUUUUUUAUACAGAAAAACAUACAUUUAGUCUGGCUUUCAUAAACACUCUACAGAAACUGCUCUACUCAAAGUUUCUAGUGACAGUGUCAGUUGACUCUGGAGCAGCCACUACAAUGGUUCUCCUGGAUCUUACACACAUUUUUGUCACUGUAGAUCACAGUAUUUCAGAGAUGUUGUCCAUUAUGUGUGGCUCUAGAGUUUUAUAGCUCCUGUCUUGCAGAACAUCAAGUGUUUUUGCAACCCAGACUGCAUCUGACUCCAAGAGCCUCCUAUGUGGGAUACCACAGGGCUGAGUCUUAGGACCUAUUCUCUUUUAUCUUCCAAGGCAAAAAUAAUCAGGCAGUUUUUUGAUGUGUCAUCUUUUCUAUGCAGAUGAUAUCCAGUUCCACUGAUCCUUAGAGCCAACUGAAUGUUAAAUGUUGUACUCAUUAAUUAACUGUUUCCAUUAUACUAAAUAGUGACAAUUACUUGCAGGUGAACUCUUAUAAGACCUUAACCCUAAUUCAUGUCCCAGAGAGCAGAAUUCAGAAUAUUACUUCACAAACUUGUCGUCACAAAGGUUCUCUCUCGUUACUCUCGUUAACCCCUUCCUUUAAUUGCUUUCCACUAAAGAGUAAUAGGAAACAAGGCUUUUUGUGGAUGUAAGACCACCCCACACCACUCUCAGUUAUUAACAUCUUUGCAGGGUUGUUCACUCACAAGUAGGAUUACAACAAGCACAAAAGCAAGUGUGCCAGCAGAGUUUGCACAAAGGAGCACUGGAAUGCUGAAAACCUCCCCUGGUGUCGUCUUAAACGCCCUCAAGUGAUUGUUAAGGAGAUAAUGGUGGUGUGCUCUCCUCUUCUUCCCUCUUCUAGGGAAGACACAUCUGUGACAUCUGGAUGAAGAUGUGGCUGUGACACUGUAAAUUAAACCACACGUUUAUUAAUCAGUACAUCAUGCAAUGAUUUUAUGAGAACUGCCUUAAAUCUCUGUGGCACAGGUUCAAAAUGGUGUCUCAAUUAUAUCAUAUUAUAUAUCAAUCGCAAAAUUUAAAUCAUAAUCCAUUUAGUGGGAACACUAAAUGCAUGACUGUGAAACACUUUCCUCUGUUAAUCAUUUCUUCUCGUUGUUCUGAGUCUAUCCCUGCCUCUCUUGUACUGAGAGACAAAGCCCAGGGUCAGAGAAGGUCACGCCUACUGUAGACAUCUGCUAAUUGUCCUGGUGGGCCGGCCUGUCCCAGUCCGACAAUACCAGCUGCUCUGUAGGUGUCGGUAGCUGGGAGUGAUGUGGCAGCUGUCACAUUCAGGAGCAUUUACUCCUGUCCUGAUCCCCCUCAGUGACCCUUACCUCCUCCACCCUGCUGUAAUCUAUACCCCCUCCACCCCCCCUACCCUCCCAAGGCCGAGAGCUGCAGCCAUUAAAGUUAUUAGGAAACUAUCAGCAGUAAUGUGGGCUAAAAGGUGAGACAGUCAGGUUUAAUUAUAAAGGUAAUGGAGAUGUUCAAAGCUUAGUGGGGAGUUUAAAUAUAAAAACAUGAGUAUAGGGACUUACAGAAGUAUUCACACCCUACAGUUACAAUGUUGUGUGAUUAAUUGGGAUUUUAUGUGACAGACUACAAAGCAGUUAUUACUUUGUAGUAAGUGCUUUGUACCAAUACAAAGCACUAUAUAUGUGUACAUAAUACCUGCUUUACAAUGUUUUAACAGAAAUCAAAAAAGUGUGCGAUGCAUUUAUUUCUCUUCAGUUCCCAUAGGACCAAAACUUUAGUGUGUCGCUGCAGGUACAGCUUUUAGCUCAGCUAGAAACACAAACUUAUUUCUAUUUGCUAAAUGCCACAAUAAUGAGACAAAGAACAUGUCAGAGAUUGAUUUUUUGAUGUCUUCAAGAUCAGAAGAUCAGUACUUGCCCCAGUCCCACCGGUUCUGUCAGGAGGAAUGGACCAGAACUCCAGCAAGCAUUUGUGAAAAGCUUGUAGAAGGGAACCCUAAAGGUUUGACCCAAGUCAUACAGUUUAAAGGUUUAGUUCCCUGAAGCCGGCCAAAUAUGCACUUCUUAACUUCAAAGAAAAUGUUUUAAAAAUAUAUCUAAAAUGUUCUCAAUUCAUUUUCUGGCAUUUAGCAAAUAGAAAACAAUUUUGGUAACUCUAAAUAAAUUAAAACAAGAGAAGUUUGGUCUGAUUUAACUUCAGACAAUGACAAAAAAAGUCUGUUAAUUCAGUCUAAGCAAACCUCUUGUUUCAACUGUAUUAUCCAAAAUACAAUGCAAUAACAUGAAGAAAUGGGAAGACGUUCAAACUUUGAUUACUUUUGCAACAAGGAAGAAAGUUAGAAUAAUGAGAUGUACUGUCAUAAAAUUGUCCUUGCCCCCCACAAACACACGCUGCCACACAAUAACCGGACAAAUGGCGCUUGUGGAUCCUGGAACACAAAGAAGAAAAGGUUCCAACUUUCCUCUCCACGGGUCUAUAAAUUAGCAUCACAACGAGCCUUCACGCGUAAAAAAUCUCCCAUUUGCAAACAAUGACAAGUCCGAGUACAAAAAGUAACACGGAGGGAAUGAAAGAGCGCACAUUUUGACCAGAUGCCACACAAUAAUUAACAAGCUCAGGGGCCUCUCCGGAUCCUCCUCAUUUACAUUGCGAAGGGCCAGCACGGGGGUCCCACAAGGCUGGAGCGUGUCUGCAAAGGUUACGAUUGUUCCUGUGAGACAAAUGGCCUCACUUAGAAUAAAAUUCACAUCUGAAAGAGAGGCCUAUAUAUAUGUUGACUCACGAGGGGCCCAGGAGCCCCCAGAAGCAGACAUGCAGGCCGUUACAGUCAAAUUACCACAGAGCCAAAGAACCCCAUUUUCAGUGGAGGACAUCUUGGAUCCGACUAAGUUUACCCGGAAAUUAAACUCGGCUGGGGAGAAAUCAGCUGAAGAAAAUCAGAAUCCUAAUGAGGAAAAUGGAAAGACGGAGCAUCGCACGGCGGGUAAAAGAGAGUUAUUACCCCCGCUCAAGGUGAAGAGUCGUCGGAUCCGCACCGCCUUCACCCCGGAGCAGCUGCGGGUUCUGGAGUGCAGCUUCCAGAGGAGCCACUAUCUGUCGGUGCUGGAGCGCCACACCACCGCCGCGGCCCUCCGCCUGUCGGAGACUCAGGUCAAGAUCUGGUUCCAGAACCGACGCACCAAGUGGAGGAAGGAGAGCCUGACUGUGCGGGGAAAUGAGGAGGAAGGGGAGCAGCGCGGCUUCAUCCCGGCGUUCCCGGCCCACCCCGCGAUCUGCGCGGCUCUGACCUGCGGGCCCCUGUACCAGCAAGGCCCCCCGUUCCAGCUGGUUCCGACGCUGCCUCUCAUGCCCUACCGAUACUGUUACACAUGAAACAUAAUAGUAGCUCGAGCUUGAAAUGGGCCAGAAUCAUAAAAGUCCUGCAGAACCCGCAGCAACUUUUGGAGGAAUUUGUUGCCAGACUGUGACUGUCCAGAAAAUAUUUCAGUAGGAGAAAUGUGAUAUGUUUUCUAUUUUAUUUUUUACUUUUUGAUAAAAGUAAAUGUUUUUUUUUAAACUGAUUUAAUUUGACUUUUUAUUGCGUUGAUAUUUUGUUAAGCAGAAGUUAGGAGCUUAAUAAAACCCUCAAAUGUGUAUCAGAAUAAUUUAAGAUUUUUGUGGGAAUAAAAUAUUUCUGUUUUGGUUUCACGUUUGUUUAAUAAAUUAUUACAAUGUGGAAUCUUUUGUGGGUGUUUUUUACACUUGGGGUCAGAUUCUGUAAAUGCAGAAACGUGGUAAAGAUCAGAGGCUAAACGGUAGAAUAGAAAAAUGUUUGAAUUACUUUAUGCCUUUUCUUUACAUUGCAAACAAGAUGAACAAGAAAUCUACUCAAAAUGUGGUAAAA
Molecule: messenger RNA, 4054 nt
Organism: Xiphophorus couchianus (Monterrey platyfish)
Lineage: Eukaryota; Metazoa; Chordata; Actinopteri; Cyprinodontiformes; Poeciliidae
Gene: pnx
Product: posterior neuron-specific homeobox
Exons: 2
Coding region: 2893-3543 (216 amino acids)
Biological process (GO): regulation of transcription by RNA polymerase II
Cellular component (GO): nucleus
Molecular function (GO): DNA-binding transcription factor activity, RNA polymerase II-specific; RNA polymerase II cis-regulatory region sequence-specific DNA binding
Source: RefSeq, a predicted model, not a curated record